UUUUUCUUUCUAACAUUUGUAAAGUAAAAGAGAUUUACUCUAAUCCAAAGUCACAAAUAAAAAUAAACUUUUUUGUACUUCUUUUUACUAUAUCCAUAUUAUUGUAAACAUGUCUUCAGGAGGCAAAUCUGGUGGAAAAUCUGCUGCUGCUGCCGCUUCUAAAGCGAGCUCAUCUCGUUCAGCUAAAGCAGGACUUCAAUUCCCUGUUGGUCGUAUUCACCGUCUGCUCCGUAAAGGAAACUAUGCUCAAAGAGUCGGUGCUGGUGCUCCUGUUUAUCUUGCCGCUGUUCUUGAAUACUUGGCUGCGGAAAUUCUCGAACUUGCUGGAAACGCUGCCCGUGAUAAUAAAAAAUCAAGAAUCAUUCCUCGUCAUCUCCAGUUAGCUAUUCGCAAUGAUGAAGAGUUGAAUAAGUUGCUCGGCCAUGUAACGAUUGCUCAAGGCGGAGUUCUACCGAACAUUCAUCAAAACCUCUUGCCUAAGAAGUCAAAGAAGGGAGCCGCUGCGGCGGAAGUUUAGGAAGCAAUGAUUUAAACUCUUUUAGUAUUAUCUUUUUUUUUUUUCUACAACUAAUAUUCCUAAUAUACAUUAUUUGUGGCAUUAAGGAUAUUGGAAAAAUGUAUAAAUAUAUUAUUUUUCCUAUCCGCACUUUAAAUUUUUUUUAUACGCAUAUAUUUUGGUUCGAAAGAAGAGGUAAAAAAAAUAACGAAAAAAGGAAUAAUAAAACUUCAA
Messenger RNA from Rhizophagus irregularis DAOM 181602=DAOM 197198, 730 nucleotides. RefSeq names its product histone H2A. Gene Ontology annotation, molecular function: DNA binding; protein heterodimerization activity; structural constituent of chromatin. The record is from RefSeq and is a predicted model, not a curated record. Lineage: Eukaryota; Fungi; Glomeromycota; Glomeromycetes; Glomerales; Glomeraceae. Gene Ontology annotation, biological process: heterochromatin formation. Gene Ontology annotation, cellular component: chromatin; nucleosome.